AUGAACUUGGAGCCGGGCGAGUGCGGGAUGAACUCGGUGAGCUGCGGCAACGGGAAACUCCGCCAGUGGCUGAUCGACCAGAUAGACAGCGGCAAGUACCCAGGGCUGGUGUGGGAGAACGACGAGAAGAGCAUCUUCCGCAUCCCCUGGAAGCAUGCUGGCAAGCAGGACUACAACCGCGAGGAGGAUGCUGCCCUCUUCAAGGCCUGGGCACUUUUUAAAGGAAAGUUCAGAGAGGGCAUUGAUAAACCAGAUCCCCCUACCUGGAAGACAAGAUUAAGGUGUGCUUUGAACAAGAGCAAUGACUUUGAAGAGCUGGUGGAGAGAAGCCAGCUGGACAUCUCAGAUCCCUAUAAAGUAUACAGAAUAGUGCCAGAAGGAGCUAAAAAAGGUGCAAAACAGAUCAGCAUGGAGGAGCAACCGUUAAUGAUGAACCAUCCCUUUCCAAUAACGUCUCCUUACACUUCACUACCAUCUCAGGUACCAAACUACAUGGUGCCCCACGAACGGAACUGGAGGGAGUUUGCCCCAGAGCAGCCGCAUCCUGACAUCCCCUACCAGUGCGCCAGUGUCCCCUUCGCAGCUCGCAGUCAUCACUGGCAAGGGCCUGGCUGUGAAAACGGUUGUCAGGUGACAGGAACCUUUUAUGCUUGUGCCCCUCCUGAGUCCCAGACUCCUGGCAUCCCGAUUGAGCCAAGCAUAAGGUCUGGUGAAGCCCUCGCCCUGUCAGAUUGUCGGCUCCACAUCUGCUUAUAUUACCGUGAAAUACUGGUAAAGGAGGUGACAACUUCUAGCCCUGAAGGUUGUAGGAUAUCCCAUGGCCAAAGUUACGAGGUCAGCAGCCUGGAGCAAGUUAUCUUCCCGUAUCCAGAGGAUAAUGGCCAGAGGAAGAACAUAGAAAAACUACUGAACCACCUGGAACGAGGAGUAAUACUGUGGAUGGCACCUGAUGGCCUCUAUGCUAAGAGACUUUGCCAAAGCAGGAUCUACUGGGACGGGCCUCUGGCACUCUGCAGUGACCGACCCAACAAGCUGGAGCGGGACCAAACAUGCAAGCUCUUUGAUACUCAGCAGUUUUUAGCAGAGCUGCAAGCCUUUGCUCACCAUGGACGUCCGCUGCCAAGAUACCAGGUUGCUCUGUGCUUUGGGGAGGAAUUUCCAGAUCCGCAGAGGCAGAGGAAACUAAUUACAGCCCAUGUUGAACCAAUGUUUGCCAGGCAGCUGUAUUACUUUGCUCAACAAAACAGUGGACAUCUUCUGAGAGGCUAUGAUUUACCAGAACUUGUGACUAGUCCAGAGGAUUAUCACAGAUCUAUUCGCCAUUCCUCUAUUCAAGAGUAA
This is a messenger RNA of Gavia stellata (red-throated loon), 1341 nucleotides long. RefSeq names its product interferon regulatory factor 4 (gene IRF4). Gene Ontology annotation, molecular function: RNA polymerase II cis-regulatory region sequence-specific DNA binding; protein binding; DNA-binding transcription factor activity, RNA polymerase II-specific. The coding region runs from base 1 to 1341 and encodes 446 amino acids. Gene Ontology annotation, cellular component: nucleus. Lineage: Eukaryota; Metazoa; Chordata; Aves; Gaviiformes; Gaviidae. Gene Ontology annotation, biological process: regulation of transcription by RNA polymerase II; immune system process. The record is from RefSeq and is a predicted model, not a curated record. The transcript is spliced from 8 exons.